This is a messenger RNA of Hordeum vulgare subsp. vulgare (domesticated barley), 1515 nucleotides long. Its product is annotated as zinc finger CCCH domain-containing protein 54-like. Bases 1 to 1515 code for a protein of 504 amino acids. Gene Ontology annotation, molecular function: RNA binding. NCBI's taxonomy places the organism in Eukaryota, Viridiplantae, Streptophyta, Magnoliopsida, Poales, Poaceae. The record is from RefSeq and is a predicted model, not a curated record. The transcript has 10 exons.
AUGGUGGACGUAGACGGCGGUCGUGCUUGCUUUCUUUGCAUCUCAACGGACGGGCGGAGGCCGCUGCUGGACCCCGGCAUGACAUUGAGGUCGAUGAUGGAUGAGGGAAGCAGGGUGGACAACGCGAUCACGCCAACAUCUGCGAGGGGCACUCAACUUCUUGGAGUAUCCCGUGCACGGGAGGGUGCGCUGGUGAUGCAAGGGGAAGGUCGGCAUACUCGCCCCUCUGCCGUCCUCAACCGCGAGAAAAAGAGACAUGUCCAACAUCAAAGGGCGCUCAUGGUUGGUUACGUAGGGCGCUCCGAUCCGAUCCAUGUCCAGGCGGCGGCAAUGGAGCCCGCGGAGCUAGCCAAGAUCAUCUUCUCCAGGGUGCAGGAGGUGGAGCCCGACAACGUCAGCAAGAUCGUCGGCUGCAUCCUGCUGCGGGAGCCCGACGAGGAUGAGCUCGUGUACACGGACGGGUUCGCCGUGGACCACCACAUUCACGGCGGGGCCACGCCGGGCUCGCUCGAGAGCCUGGAGAUAGAGAUCACGGAGCUGCUCCACUCCCGGCGCGGGCAGCCGGUGUCCAUCGCGUCGCUGCCCACGCUCUACGGCGAGAAGUACGGCAAGGGGCUCCAGGCCGACGGCUACCUGACCGAGAGCCAGCGGCACGGCAAGGCCGGCUUCAGCCUCACCAAGCUGCUCUCCCGCCUCAACAAGAUCAGGGUCAUCGAAAGGCCGCACGGGCAGCACUCGGUGGUUCUCGCCGAGGACGCCGCCAAGUACUCCGACUGCCGGAGCGACAGGGGAGGGGAGAUCACGGCCAGCUCGCACCAGAUAUACCUGACGUUUCCUUCCGACAGCAACUUCACCGAGGACGACGUCGCAAAUUAUUUUGGGCAGUACGGGCCGGUGCGUGACGUUCGGAUCCCAUGCCAAGACCAGCGAAUGUUCGGGUUCGUCAGCUUCCAGAACCCGGAGACUGUGACGGCCCUUCUCAUGCGCCGCAACCCGCAUUUCAUCUGCGGAUCACGGGUCCUCGCCAAAGCAUACAGAGAGAAGACUAAAUGCAUCAAUGAGAGGACCAACAACAACAAGUCGACGACGCAUUGCUAUCCUUCACGCUGGAUCGAGACAGAUCCAGAGUUCUAUCCAGACCAGUAUGAUUCUCCAAGGCUGGAGAGGAGGCAACUGGCGCGCGACAGGCAGCAGCUGCUGGAGCUCGAGAGGAGGCACCUGGCCGGGCUCCGGGUAGUAGAGCCGCAGUGCGCCGCCUACUUCGACUGUAGCAUCGGGGACGUCACUCCUUUCAGCUCCCAGUCCCAAUCCCAGUCCGCAGGUUCCAAGGAAGUGGGUCGGACGAUGGAUCCCCUAGCCGCGGCUGAUCAACUUGAUGAUAUCGUCUCAACCAGCCAGAGCCAGGCCCCUCCCAUACAUGCAAACAACAGCUACGAUGACCAAGAGAGCAACCAGAUUGAACUCCUCCCGGAGAGCCCAUUCGCAUCGUCGGCGCCUACUGGCAACGGCAUAUGA